This is a messenger RNA of Microtus oregoni (creeping vole), 3971 nucleotides long. RefSeq names its product protein kinase N1 (gene Pkn1). Lineage: Eukaryota; Metazoa; Chordata; Mammalia; Rodentia; Cricetidae. The transcript is spliced from 22 exons. Gene Ontology annotation, biological process: protein phosphorylation; signal transduction. Gene Ontology annotation, molecular function: small GTPase binding; ATP binding; protein serine/threonine kinase activity. The record is from RefSeq and is a predicted model, not a curated record. Bases 197 to 3028 code for a protein of 943 amino acids.
UCACGUGACCCGUCCUGCAGCCGCUGGGGCCGGAGGGUGCAGCUUGGCGGAGGCCUGGCCAGGCCGGGCCGAGCAGAGCAGGCCGGAGCGCGCCGCGCGCCAGGGAGGGUCUGGGUGCCGCGCCUCCCGCCGCGCCCGCUCGCGUGCUCGCAAGCCGUGCCUCGGCGCUGGGACCCCUGGCGGGCGGCCGGAGGACAUGGCCGGCGACGCCGUGCAGAGCGAGCCUCGCAGCUGGUCGCUGCUGGAGCAGCUGGGUCUGGCUGGGGCAGACCUGGCAGCCCCCGGGGUGCAGCAGCAACUGGAGUUAGAACGAGAGCGACUGAAGAGGGAGAUCCGCAAGGAGCUGAAGCUGAAGGAGGGCGCCGAGAACCUGAGGCGAGCCACCACUGACCUGGGCCGCAGCUUGGGCCCUGUGGAGCUGCUGCUGAGGGGCUCUGCUCGACGCCUUGACUUGCUCCACCAGCAGCUGCAGGAGCUGCAUGCGCAUGUGGUGCUGCCUGACCCUGCAGCCGGGAGUGAUGCUCCCCAAUCCCUUGGAGAGGGCAGCCCUAUGUGCUCAUCCACCAACCUGAGCCGAGUGGCUGGCCUGGAGAAACAACUGGCCAUUGAGCUGAAGGUCAAACAGGGGGCAGAAAACAUGAUCCAGACUUACAGCAAUGGCAGCACCAAGGACCGGAAGCUGCUGUUGACAGCCCAGCAGAUGCUGCAGGAUAGUAAGACCAAGAUUGACAUCAUCCGCAUGCAGCUUCGCCGUGCGCUACAGGCUGGCCAGCUGGAGAGCCAGGCGGCUCCUGAAGAGGCCCAAGGAGGCCCAGAGCUGGGAGCUGUAGAGCUUCGCAUUGAGGAGCUGAGACACCAUUUCAGAGUGGAGCAUGCUGUGGCAGAAGGUGCCAAGAAUGUCCUGCGCCUGCUCAGUGCUUCCAAGGCCCCAGACCGCAAGGCAGUCAGCGAGGCUCAAGAGAAAUUGACUGAAUCUAACCAAAAGCUGGGCUUGCUGCGUGAGUCACUGGAGCGGCGCCUCGGGGAGCUACCGGCUGAUCACCCCAAGGGACGGCUACUUCGGGAGGAGCUUACUGUGGCCUCAUCAUCAGCCUUCAGUGCAAUGCUGCCUGGGCCCUUCCCUGCCACGCACUACAGCACUUUGAGCAAGCCUGCACCUCUCACAGGGACCCUGGAAGUACGAGUGAUAGGCUGCAGGAAUCUUCCAGAGACCAUCCCCUGGAACCCUUCCCUCUCGGCUGGGGCAUCUGGAACCCCCGACAGCCGUACCCCUUUCUUAAACCGCCCAGCUCGGGGCCUUUACAGCCGAAGCGGAAGCCUUAGUGGACGGAGCAGCCUCAAGGGAGAAGCUGAAAACACGACUGAGGUCAGCACCGUGCUCAAGCUGGACAAUGCAGUGGUGGGACAGACAGCCUGGAAGCCGUGCGGCCCCAAUGCCUGGGACCAGAGCUUUACCCUGGAACUGGAGAGGGCACGGGAGCUGGAGUUGGCUGUGUUCUGGAGGGACCAGAGGGGCCUGUGUGCGCUCAAAUUUCUGAAGUUGGAGGACUUCUUAGACAACGAGAGGCAUGAGGUGCAGCUGGACAUGGAACCCCAGGGAUGCCUGGUGGCUGAGGUCACCUUUCGCAACCCCAUCAUUGAGCGGAUCCCUAGGCUACAACGUCAGAAAAAAAUUUUCUCCAAGCAGCAAGGGAAGGCAUUUCAGCGUGCCAGACAGAUGAACAUUGAUGUGGCAACUUGGGUGAGGCUCCUCCGGAGACUCAUCCCUAAUUCUGUCACCACGGGCACCUUCAGUCCCAACGCAUCUCCAGGUUCUGAGGUUCGGAACACUGGAGAUAUAUCCAUGGAGAAGUUGAACCUUGGUGCUGACUCAGACAGCUCAUCCCAGAAGAGCCCCUCAGGGGUGCCCCCCACUUUAUGCAGCCUGAGUUCUUCAACCCAUGAAUCCACCACCUCUCCAGAGCUGCCUUCAGAGACCCAGGAGACCCCAGGCCCUGGCCCGUGCAGCCCCCUGAGGAAGUCACCCCUGAUGCUUGAGGACUUCAAGUUCUUGGCAGUGCUGGGCCGGGGUCAUUUUGGGAAGGUGCUGCUGUCUGAAUUUCGCUCUAGUGGGGAGCUCUUUGCCAUCAAAGCCUUGAAGAAAGGUGACAUAGUAGCCCGAGACGAGGUGGAGAGCUUGAUGUGUGAGAAGCGGAUUUUGGCGGCCGUGACCAGGGCAGGACAUCCCUUCCUGGUGAACCUUUUCGGCUGUUUCCAGACCCCAGAGCACGUGUGCUUUGUGAUGGAGUACUCAGCGGGCGGAGACCUGAUGCUGCACAUCCACAGCGAUGUGUUCUCCGAGCCGCGGGCCGUCUUCUAUUCCGCCUGUGUGGUGCUGGGGCUGCAGUUCCUCCAUGAACACAAGAUUGUCUACAGGGACCUGAAGUUGGACAAUUUGCUCCUGGAUACUGAGGGCUACGUCAAGAUCGCAGACUUUGGCCUCUGCAAGGAGGGGAUGGGCUAUGGAGACCGGACCAGCACAUUCUGUGGAACCCCAGAGUUCCUGGCGCCCGAAGUGCUGACAGACACAUCCUACACGCGAGCGGUGGACUGGUGGGGACUGGGCGUGUUGCUCUAUGAGAUGCUGGUUGGGGAGUCUCCGUUCCCUGGGGACGACGAGGAGGAGGUUUUUGACAGUAUUGUCAACGAUGAGGUUCGUUAUCCCCGCUUCCUGUCAGCAGAGGCCAUUGGCAUCAUGAGAAGGCUGCUGCGGAGGAACCCAGAGCGGAGGCUGGGAGCCACGGAGCGGGACGCAGAAGAUGUGAAAAAACAGCCUUUUUUCAGGACGCUGGGCUGGGAUGUCCUGUUGGCUCGUCGCCUGCCCCCACCCUUCGUGCCUACACUUUCGGGGCGCACAGACGUCAGCAACUUCGAUGAGGAGUUCACUGGGGAGGCGCCCACGCUGAGCCCACCCCGGGAUGCGCGGCCCCUCACAGCUGCGGAGCAGGCUGCCUUCCGGGAUUUCGACUUUGUGGCAGGAGGCUACUAGCCCCAAGCCCCUGCCUUGCCCAAGAGUUCUUGGUUUUAAAAAGGUCUUUGGGGUUUACCCCAUACAUGCAUUUUCAGCCUCUGUGUGCAAUCUGGGGUGGGGUGUACUUGGAGCAGGUGAUGGAGGCAGACAGACUCAGGGGGGACAGAACUGUGCUAGGGCUCAAUUGAACGGUCAAGCUGUGAACAUGCAUUAGUGGGGGGGGGGAUGAGGACGGUGCUCAGGGCUGUGUUGGUAGAGAACGUUGGGGUUUUAAGGCUGUAGUGGGUACAAGGUUAGGACAGAGAACAAAAUGAGGAGAAUGCUUGGUUGCAAGGCGGUGGCAGAGACAGGAAGUGGACCCAAAACCUCGCAGCAUUUGUGGGGAUCUCUGAUCUCAGAACUAUGGAUUUAGUGUAGUGCUCAUGCUUUUGGAGCUGCUGAUCUGAGGAUCCCACCUCUGAUAUUUGGAACAUCCUAAUGUGUCUGCGCCACCGCGUGGCCAACGUUAGAAUUGUACUCGUCUGGGCGGAGCCUCUUUCACUAAAGAACGGUCACAGUGUGUGUUCCCGCCACACAGGACACAUCGCCCAUGUUAGUGUUUGAAGCUCUCUACACCCUUGAACCCUGCCCAGUGGUUUGGCUUAGCUUCUGGGCAUAGUCAGAGAUGGCUGAAGCCGCUGUGCCGGGAGCUACGCAAUGAACUGGCCUCCCAGGCACCCUUGGUUAGGCCCAGCUCUGUUGGGCCAUCCUUUGCACCGGCCCUCAGGGGCAGGAGACGAAGCAGUUGACGCAGCACGGCCUGGCGCAGCAGGAUGUACACCCACGGGUCCAGGAUCUGGUUCCACGACGCGAGGCGCACAGCCAGAAACAGCGGCCUUUGCAGGGAGCUAGAGUUCCAGCCCCCGAUGGCCAACAUCACCAACACCUGUGAGAAAAGCAGGCGUGAACCAUGUGAAAGAAG